AGGUCAAGGCUCGGUGUUUAAAUAUGGAUGGGUACAAAAUUGGUGAUAUAAGCAGCUUCCUCAACGCUAGUUCCACUGUUGACCAGAAACCUGCCAAUGAUUUAUUUGCAGCUGCUGCUCCGGCUGUAGUGGCUGUUGAGGAAGUUUAUGCUCCAAAACCAGAUUCUGUUCCAGGGAAACGUCCUAAAAAGAAUAAAAGCAUCGAAGCUGAGCCAGAAGAACCAAAAUUCCCCCAGCUCUCUCCUGAAGAGCAGCUAGAAGUAAAUAAACGAACUCUUUUUGUCGGAAAUCUCCCUGUAGGGUUAAAACGGAAGCAGCUUCGAAAAUUAUUUGCAGACUUUGGUAAAAUACAGAGUUUAAGAUUUAGAUCUGUUGCAAUAAGUGACCUGAAACUUGGCCGGAAAGUUUGCCUGAAAACAAAUAAAAUCAACGAAAAUGCAACCAGCAAGAAUGCUUACAUUGUUUUUGAGCACGAGGAGUGUCUUGAUAAAGCCUUGGCUAAGAACGGUUCAGUAGUUAAUGAUCUUAACAUCAGAGUGGAUAAAGUAGUCAAGUCAAAGAAGGAAGUAAAAGAGGAUACUAAAAACUCAAUAUUUCUGGGCAACAUUCCAUUUGCAGCAACUGAUGAGGAUAUUAGAGCUGCUCUCGCACAAUGUGGUGACAUUGAGUAUGUACGACUAUUACGUGAUGCUAAGACUAAUAUUGGGAAAGGAAUUGGUUAUGUUAAAUUUGUGGAUUCGGCAGGUGUUAUGUUUGCAAUGAAAAUCAAAGAUAAUGUAGAAGUAAAUGGGAGAAAAUUGAGAAUCCAGCGCUGCAAGUCGAAAUUAACUCUGGAAAACACACAGAAAGCUAAAGAACUGAAGUCGAAAAAGAAUGAAGAAUCCCAGAAUAGUUUUAGAGGAAGAAAGUCUAAGAGUAGUGAUAAGGAAGUUUUUGCUGGGAAAUCGCUAAGUCACGGAGCAAGAAAUUUGACCCUAAUAGAAGACCCAAACCAAAGACUCAAAAGCCGAUGUCAAAACAGAAAUUUGAUAAGAAAGUUAAUAAAACUUCGAAGAAAGGAGGAGUUGUUGCAACUAAGGGGAAGAAAGACAAGCAAUGAUCAUGAUAAUUGUUCCAAAUUUUAGCUUAACAAUUCACAAUAAAACUUUUGGUUGGGUUUCAUGAUGGACUGCCUCUGCUUUUUGGUCUACUUUGAUCAGCUUUUUUAGAAUAUUUUAAGGCUGGAAGUCUGCUUACUCCAUCAUAUUUUAAUUUAUUAAAUUUCAGAUUGAGCAAGGUUUAUGGUUUCUUUUACAAUUUUUGUCAAUCAUAACUUUUUAAGUGACUACUUUGUGGGCA
This is a messenger RNA of Bolinopsis microptera, 1338 nucleotides long. Its product is annotated as RNA-binding protein 34-like. Gene Ontology annotation, cellular component: nucleolus. The transcript has a single exon. The record is from RefSeq and is a predicted model, not a curated record. Gene Ontology annotation, biological process: maturation of LSU-rRNA from tricistronic rRNA transcript (SSU-rRNA, 5.8S rRNA, LSU-rRNA). Bases 24 to 1124 code for a protein of 366 amino acids. Gene Ontology annotation, molecular function: rRNA binding. NCBI's taxonomy places the organism in Eukaryota, Metazoa, Ctenophora, Tentaculata, Lobata, Bolinopsidae.